Messenger RNA from Drosophila suzukii, 977 nucleotides. RefSeq names its product Glutathione S transferase O2 (gene GstO2). The record is from RefSeq and is a predicted model, not a curated record. Gene Ontology annotation, biological process: glutathione metabolic process. Gene Ontology annotation, cellular component: cytoplasm. Lineage: Eukaryota; Metazoa; Arthropoda; Insecta; Diptera; Drosophilidae. Gene Ontology annotation, molecular function: glutathione dehydrogenase (ascorbate) activity; glutathione transferase activity.
CCACUAUAUAAGGUUCGACGAGUCUCCAUUCAACGUCAUUUGAUUGAAACUACAUUUUCUACCAACAUUUCUCGCCUAAGGAAUUACCUUAAAGUUCUUAAAAAUAUGGCCCUGCCGCAGAAGCACUUCAAGAAGGGUUCCCCCAAACCGGAAAUUCCCGAGGAUGGAAUCCUGCGUUACUACUCCAUGAAAUUCUGCCCGUACUCACAGCGUGCCGGUUUGGUUCUGGCCGCCAAGAAGAUUCCCCAUCAUACGGUCUACAUCGAUCUCAGCGAGAAACCCGAAUGGUACAUCGACUACAGUCCUCUGGGCAAGGUGCCGGCCAUCCAGUUGCCUCAUCUGCCAGGACAGCCCGCUCUGGUGGAGUCCCUGGUCAUUGCCGAGUACCUGGAUGAGCAGUAUCCCGGCGAGGGUUCCCUCUUCCCCAAGGAUCCGCUGCAAAAGGCACUCGAUAGGAUCCUAAUCGAACGCUUGGCACCCGCUGUCAGUGCUAUUUACCCCGUGUUCUUUACGAAAGACCCUCCCGUCGAUGCCAUCAAGAACUUUGAGACCGCACUGGAUGUCUUCGAGCAGGAGAUUACCAAGCGGGGAACGCCCUACUUUGGAGGCGAGAAGAUCGGCAUUGUGGACUACAUGAUUUGGCCCUGGUUCGAGCGAUUCCCUGCCCUCAAGUACUCCCUGGAUGAGCCCUACGAAUUGGACAAGACGCGCUAUCAGAAUCUGUUGAAGUGGCGCGAUCUGGCGGCCCAGGAUGAGGCUGUCAAGGCCACUGCUUUGGAUGCCAGGAUCCAUGCCAAGUUCAUGCGUACCCGCCACGAGGCAAAGCCCAACUACGAUAUCGCCUUCGAGCCUUUGUAAAGGAUCCAAAAGCUGGCUGAUAUGUAUACCCUGUAGAACAGGAAUCAAGAUACUUAAACAGAUAUUGUGAAACCGCUCAGCGGAAAGACAUUAAAUCCAUAUAUGUACUCCACAUCGAA